CGGCGGGAGAGGGAGCGGCCUGUAUAUGCCUGUGUUUUUUUUUCUCUUCAUCCUGGUAUUUUGUCAUCCUGGUCUCUUGGACGUUGUCAAAAAGUGCCCGUACUUCAAAACAGGAAAUUGAGUAUGAACACAAUUGAAGACGAAUCUGGCACAGUUACCUUGGAAACAAUCAGAGCAGUAACCAUAGGCCAGGAUACAGAAGGCAAUCUGAUCUUACAUUGCCCUCAAAACGAUUUAGAAUCUGAGGAAAAUCAAGAACCCCUGCACAAAAGGCUUUGUUUGUCAACUGAGGAUGAUGCAAGUCUUGAAUCUACGGGCAUUGCUGGCCCAUUUGCAGCAGUACAAUCCGUUGUUACACUUCCAAUUUCAGACAAUGACCAAAGUUUUGAGGUAACCAUGACGGGAGAGGCAGCAUCCGAGCUGACUCAUGCAUCUGAAAUUGAAGGAAAUGAAACUGUUACUCAGAUACAGGUUCUGCACAAUGAAGAUCACAUGGAUGGUAUUUCUCCCCAAAACAAUGAAGAUUUGGACCCUGUUAGUCAAGCCUGGUUUACAACGAAAGAAGAUAAGGAUACGCUACAGAAUAAAGGCCACAAAUGGAAGCAGGGGAUGUGGUCAAAAGAAGAAAUAGACAUUUUAAUGAGCAAUAUUGAAAACUACCUACAGAUACAUGGACUAAGUGAUGCCACGGAGGUCAUAUUUGAAAUGUCGAAAGAUGAAAGAAAAGAUUUCUACCGAACCAUAGCAAGAGGUCUUAAUCGGCCAUUGUUUGCAGUCUAUAGACGAGUACUUAGGAUGUACGACAAUAGAAACCAUGUUGGAAAGUAUACACCACAGGAAAUUGAAAAACUUAAGGAGCUACGUUUGAAGCAUGGUAAUGACUGGGCAACUAUAGGGGCUGCUCUGGGAAGGAGUGCUUCUUCAGUAAAAGACCGGUGCAGAUUGAUGAAAGACACUUGCAAUACAGGUAAAUGGACAGUAGAUGAAGAAAAACGACUUGCAGAGGUGGUCCAUGAACUAACUGCCACAGAUCCUGGUGACAUUGUCACUCAGGGUGUCUCUUGGGCUGCAGUCGCUGAACGGGUCGGCACCCGUUCUGAAAAGCAGUGUCGUUCCAAGUGGCUAAAUUACCUCAACUGGAAGCAGAGUGGAGGGACAGAAUGGAGCAAAGAUGAUGAAAUAAACCUAAUUUUAAGAAUUGCAGAACUCAAUGCAGAGGAUGAAAGUGAGAUUAACUGGGAUAUCAUGGCAGAAGGCUGGAGUAGUGUCCGAUCUCCACAGUGGCUGAGAAGUAAAUGGUGGACCAUCAAGCGGCAGGUUACAAAUCAUAAAGAUUUGACAUUUGCAGAAUUGGUAGACAGUUUGAGACAAUUGGUAGAGACCCUAAAGCAACCACACGUCCCAGUGCAUCAAUUACCCGAGUGUCAAACUGGAUCAAGUUCACGCAAUUCAAAUUCAUCCUCUGUUCAGCAUUUGCGGGUUCGAUUAGCUCAAAUGGAGGAAAGCAACAGUGUCCCCAACAGUCCAGUGGCUGCUCUGCAGAUUCCUGUGCAAAUUACUCAUGUUGCAUCUGGUGAUUCCUGUGGUAGCAGUACAGAUUGUGAAACAAUAACGCUAAAUGCAGGGACUCUGCAGAGAUUUGAAUUCCUACCUUCUUUCAGGUUACAGCCCACAGGAACACCAGGAACCUACCUGAUCCAGACUAGCUCAAGUCAAGGUCUUCCUAUAACACUGACAACAAGUCCAACAGUUACCCUUACCUCACCAUCCUCUCCAGAACAGAUUAUUGUGCACACGCUCUCACCUGAGGCUCUUCUUCACAGUACUAAUGAAAAUGUCAGCGUACAAAUGACACAACCAAGUGUCAUCAUCCAUGCCGUUGCCACUGAUGACAUCACUUCUUCAAUAACCCAAGCUGACUUGACUGUUGACUCCACAAUUGACCACACAGAUUUGACAGAGAAUCAGAUUAAUUCCACAUCACUUGAAACUGAUGCCUACAGCGAGAUUGAUCAUGCAAAGUUAACUGAAGACCAAAGCAUGGUUCAUACAGACCUUACUGAAACGGCAAUUGCCCGCUCAAAUCUUAACUCUGAUAGUAGAGAAGAGGUGAUGGGUUCAGAAGUAAAUAUUGAUGAGUCUGACCUCAGACAGGAUGUUGAAGUGCAAUCUGAUCUAAGUGGUGCUUAUGUGACUGAGGCUCUCCGUUCCCCCAACAUUGAAUCAGGCAUUGAUGAAGAAACAACACUUAUUGUUUCAUCAAAUCAUGGGUUUAUUCAGUCAACAGAUGAUAUUGACAAUGACUCAGUUUUGCCAUUAACAACAUUGACUGAUUCCAAGACCUCAACUACUUAUAAUAUGACAAGCCCUUAUUCCUGGGAUCAGCUCUGUAAAGCUCAAGGAACUUAGAACAUCCUCCUCAAAUUUGGUUCCCUGCAGAAAUUCAUCACCAUUCUCCACCAGCGAUGCAGAGUAAUAUCAGCAGUGCGGUCCAAUUCCUGUACCAGAUGAGGUUACAAUGAAGGACUCUUCUCAAUUAAUUCUCAGAUAAAACCACCACCAGUCAUCUCUAAGAGCAUCUCUGUGAUCUAGUAGGACUAUGAUGACUCUACUUUUUACCUUUACAGCUCAUGGGUUAGCAUCUCUCAAGCAUCAAGGCUGUGGUUACUGUAAGGCAUGUUGGGCAAGCUGCAUCAUCCACAAGCCUGAAGACUCCAAAACAAGCUUUUUACUCCAUCACAGCAAGCAGUUACCAGGUGGAAAACACAAGAAUGUCCUCACAACUGUCCUGAAAAAAACAUAAUCACCAACUCUUGCCACAGACAAAAGAAACUGGAGAACAAGUAUCCUUAACAGGACAAGGUGGCAACUGAAUGCAAACAAGGACUGUGUGAAAACCUCUGGAUUCCAUUCCCAUCUCAUCAAACACUGCUCACCUCACCAGUGACAGUGUGCGCACAUCCUGCGUUAGUCUAGUCAGUCAUCUCAGGACAACUCCAGAAUACAAGAUCAUCUUUGGUCUCCAGGGACUGCCUAAUAAGGAUGGUCAGGUUUGCGGGAAAAGGCAAACAUUUGCAGACAAAAUUUAAAGCAGAGGAGUUUGAUGUAGUACAUAUAGAAGAUUGAGAAGAUCAAAGAAGACUUUAAUUUAUAUACUGUUGUGCUUUUCAUAACGUCAAAGUCUCAAAGCAAUUUAUAGCCACUGAAAUAUAAUCACUGAUGAAUGCAUGAAAUACAGCAGCUAUUUUGUGAUGAGCAAGCUCCUAAUGAUCAUAAGCAGAUUAUUCUGGUAAUAUUGACUGAAGCGUAACCUCUCUUACAUUGACCGUCAGACAGAUAAGGUCUCAGUUUAUCAUCCUAUCCAACUAAUAACAUCACCAGUGUAGCAUUCACUCAGUAAGUGCACUGGAGAGUUAGCCUGGAUUAUGUGCUCAAGGUUGGAGUGGGACUUCAACACUGAGUCUUCGUGGCUCCAAGACAACUGAGCCACAGCUGACUUGCAAGAGGAGGCACAAUAUAAAGGAUGUAAUUUUGAAAGGGUGCAGAAUCAGAUAUCUGGGGUAUAUGUGCACAGACUACUGAACAUGAAUUGCUUGAGAAAUGGGUAAAAGGGUGUAUGAUUAUGGGUUUCAAAAAGAAAGUAUAAAAGCUGUUCAGGGGCAGGAAAGAGAAAAACCAAAAGAACUGCAGAUGCUGCAAACCAGAAACACACACACAUUGCUAGAAAAUCUCAACAGAUCUGGCAGCAUCUGUGGAGAGAAAUCAGAAUUAACAUUCCAGGUCGAGUGACUCCUCUUCAGAACUGAUGGGAGCUAGAAAAAAGAUUUUUUUUCAUGUAUAAGAAGGGGGAGAGGGUAAGGAGUAAACAAUAGGUCAAGAUAGAACCUAAAAAGAGAAAACAACAGUUGGCCAGACUGAGGAGUGGAUGACAGUCAGCCGAGGGGAAUGAAUAAUUGCUAAUGGGGACUAUUGAUGGGUUGUGGCUAACAAUGGGCCUAGUGAGAGGGUUUUGGAGUAAGAACAUGGGAGGUGCCUGAAGCCCUAAAAUUGUUGAACUCAGUAUGGAGUCCAGGAGGCUGUAGAAGUCCCCAAGAGGAAAAUAAGGUGCUCUUCGUGUAGCUUGUGCUGAGCUUCGCUGGAGCACUGCAGCAAGCCUGAGAGACAUUGGCCAGGAAACAAGUUGGUAUGUUGAAACUUUUAUAGAUCACUGGUCUGGCCUAGAUGGCAUAGUUGUAUCAGUGAUAAUGGGAACUGCAGAUGCUGGAGAAUCCAAGAUAAUGAAAU
Molecule: messenger RNA, 4284 nt
Organism: Stegostoma tigrinum
Lineage: Eukaryota; Metazoa; Chordata; Chondrichthyes; Orectolobiformes; Stegostomatidae
Gene: dmtf1
Product: cyclin D binding myb-like transcription factor 1
Exons: 17
Coding region: 124-2409 (761 amino acids)
Biological process (GO): regulation of transcription by RNA polymerase II
Cellular component (GO): nucleus
Molecular function (GO): DNA-binding transcription factor activity, RNA polymerase II-specific; RNA polymerase II cis-regulatory region sequence-specific DNA binding
Source: RefSeq, a predicted model, not a curated record